AUGUCUGCCGAGGUAUCUUUUGCUAUCGACGAUGACCUCCCCACGCUAAAAUACUCCCCUGGUGCCUCCAAACUGCCGACAUAUGCUCCGGUCCAUCUCUACGAAGACAACACCUACAUUGACUGGUGCAGAGAGUCGUUGGUGUUGCCGACCACGUCCGACUUCCAGACCCGCAAAUGGCUCACCCUCAUCGUGCUGUCGCUCUGUUUGGGGUACAUCACUACCUUCAUCGAUCUAGCCUCCGUGUGGUUGAACGAUCUCAAGAAGGGCGUUUGUCUAAGCAAGAUCGACAAAUGGUCCUUGCUCGACCCGUACCUGAGCUGUCCCGUAGAGGAUUGGUACGACUGGUCGCGGCUCCUCUUCGAUGCCAACGGAGUGAUCUCCAAUGUGUUCAUCAACUUCCCUAUCUAUUUGAUCUUUGCCUUGAUAUGGGUGGCAGUAGUGUCAUUUAUAACCGUCAAGAAAGUCCCCCUCAUCAAGCAGUCCGGGAUUCCCGAAAUCAAACUCAUUAUUUCCGGCCUCAACUAUAGACUCGCUGACUACUUGGGCGUAAGAACAUUGCUCUAUAAGAUUGCCGGAUUGAUCUUGGUGGUCAGCUCGGGAUUGUGGUUGGGAAAAGAGGGCCCCUUAGUGCAUGUCUCCUGCUGUCUUCUCAAUUGCUUGUACGCAUUAAUUGUGGACACCAAAUACUCCAAUGAAGCCGUUAGAAGGGAAUUGCUUAGUGCGGCCACCGCCACCGGAAUUUCAGUUGCCUUCAAUGCACCCAUUGGGGGAGUGCUAUUCGUGUUAGAAGGGCUUCCCAGUUUUUUCAUGCCUACCCGAAUCAUGUGGAAUUCGUUUAUUUCUUCCACGGUAGCAGUUGUGGUAGUGAAUGGAUUUAAGGCGUUCACCAACGGUACUCAUUUCGAUGAAAAGGAUUUGUUCCAGGUCAAUUUCGGUAAUUUCAGUUGGCUAUUCGUGGAAAUGAUUCCGUUCAUAUUCCUAGGCAUUAUGGGUGGAUUAUACGGCCACCUUUUCAUUAGAUUCAAUUCUUUCUUUUCACGAUUGACUUUCAGAAGAAACAUUCAGAGCAAGCUAUGCCAAUUACUCAAGGUAUCUGAAGAGUACGGUACUUAUUUGGAGAUGUUUCUAUUGGUGCUCAUCACCAGUGUUUUGAACUUUCCAAUCGAGAUUGCGAAACUUCCUCUCAACGCAUACUUAAAGAUCCUUUUCACUGAUUGUCCAAAAGAAACACUAGACUCCAAUUCGUCUAACUUCAUGUGCCUGCCUUCCAACGGAAUUACCGCAUUAAAAUUGGGGUAUAUUAUCAUCCAGGGGUUCUUUUUGUCGGCCUACACGUUCGGGGUUGAAUUGCCAGGGGGUAUUUUAAUGCCGUCUUUGGUUCUAGGUGCAACUUCAGGACGACUUGUGGGGAUAAUUUCCCAGUCGAUUCAGACACUUUUCUCGUGGGACUCCUUGGCCAGCUGCACAGAAAAAUCGUGUAUCGUUUCACCUUCAUCAUACGCUGUGAUUGGAGCUGGUGCCUUCAUGGCGGGGAUCACCAAAUUCACGAUGUCGGUGGUGGUGAUUUUGUUCGAGCUCACUGGUGCUAUCACGUACGUACUUCCCAUCAUGUUGUCAGUAGUCAUCCUGAAGUUCGUCAAUGACUGGUUGAGCAACGAAAACAUUUAUGAUACCUGGCUCAAGACCCAUUUCAAUAGACUGUGUGACGGGGGGAGCCCCAAUGAGGGCAAGGGAGACGGGUUGGUGAAUUUCACGGGGUUGACUUCGACUCUCAAGAGCCGGCUCCCCAAUGUCCAGGUAAAAUCCAUCAUGGUACCGGUGGCAGAGGUCAAGUGUAUCUCGCUUGUGCCUGAGGUCCCACACACUAUAGACAGCUUGUACAGCUUCAUUAACGACGACACACACGAGGGAUACCCGGUGAUCUUGAACCACUCCAAUCCUGUGUCGUUAGGGUACGUGAGAAAACAGGAUCUUUAUACCAAGUUGGCCUCGGUGGAACGCUCUGAUGCUAUUGUCAGCUUUCAGAUCGAAAACUUGCCUAAGUCGGUGCUCUCGCAGCAGUUACACUACGAGCAGUCUCUCGGCAAGAUCGUGCAGGUCAAUCUUUCCACCGAAACUCUGUUGAUCAAGUCCAAUGAAUUGACCCCGGUGGUGUUCAUUUUGGAGGCGUUUGAGAAGCUCCACCUCAACUAUCUUAUUAUCAUGGAUAGCAGCCUGAGCAGCGGACACGUUAUGAUCGGGUUGGUGGACCGGUUUGUUCUCGCCAACUUGAUCCAGCUGCGGUUCGAGUCCAUCAGCGAUCUGACAACAUACAACCCCAACCAGUUUGAUAUCGAGGACGAAACACUUUUGAGCAUGAGAGAGGAGAGAAGUAGCAUAGAGUUAGUGACCUGA
Suhomyces tanzawaensis NRRL Y-17324 is the source of this 2397-nucleotide messenger RNA. RefSeq lists its product as uncharacterized. Gene Ontology annotation, cellular component: membrane; early endosome; Golgi apparatus. Bases 1 to 2397 code for a protein of 798 amino acids. Gene Ontology annotation, molecular function: voltage-gated chloride channel activity. The record is from RefSeq and is a predicted model, not a curated record. Gene Ontology annotation, biological process: chloride transport; transmembrane transport. NCBI's taxonomy places the organism in Eukaryota, Fungi, Ascomycota, Pichiomycetes, Serinales, Debaryomycetaceae. The transcript has a single exon.